CACUGUAUCUCUCAUCCCACUAGUUCAUCUUCUGGACAACGCUUUACUUGUGGCUCAUCCCCCUCUGCAGGGAUUCCGGCUGGGGUAGGGGGAACCUUCCCACCAAGGGGAUAUUUCAUUCCCAGCAGCUCACAGCAAAGCCCAGUGGCAUGCCCAGUUUCCUAGAGUAACACGAUCAUAGAAUGGUUGGGUUGGAAGGGACCUUAAAGAUCAGCUGCAAAAGGCUGGGAUAGGGAUGCUCCAACAUGUCGCUCUGGUGGGGACUGUUAACCAAGGAUCUGCAGGAUGCAAGUGAAAGUGGGAAGACAAAAGCCCCAAGUCAGGUGGAAGUGGCCAAGGAGGAAAGGAUGUGAGUGACGGUUACUGUGAGCUGGGGCAGGAGGUCACUUGCAAACCCACAGGAAGGCGUGAGGGGUUCUCAGAAGGGAAAUGAGGAGACAGCCGUUGCCUCUGGAGCAGUCACAAGCCUCAGGGGAACCCAGGGAGGAGCAGAGCUGUUGAUAGGUGAAGAGCAGAGCGCUGUGGGAUGGGUGGGAGCAGCCCGGACACCACACAAUGCAGUAGGAACCUGCUCCUGGGCAUAGCCCUGCUGUUCCUGAUGCUGCCCGACGCUGCCAGAGGACAGGAGAUCUGUGCUGCCCUGGGGCGGGGUGAUGGGCAACACCAGUGCUGCAACGUGAUGGUGGAGCAGGAGGAGCGAGGAGAACGGACGCUGAGCCCCGACCUGCCCCAGCGCUGCCCGGAGCUGGGGCGCUCAGGCAGCCCCGCAUGUGCCUGCCUGCGGGAGCGCUGGCUCAGGCUGCUGCAGGCGGUGGGGCCAGUGCUGCACAGUCAUGUGCCCGGGGUGAAGGUGCUGCUCCUGAACGUCAGCAGGGCCGUCACCCAGGACGUCCACAUUGCUUUUUCCCCCACAGAGCACCCCAGGAUGCUGAAUGCGACAGGGAAGGGGAAGGCAGGAGAAAUCUAUCUCCCUCGGGGGAUAUUCUGGUCCCUGAGCAGCCAGACAGUGCACGUGGUGGUGACGGUCCUCAACAUCCCACAGCUGGGCAUGUUCCAGGAGGUCAACCAGACAGGGCAGGUCCUGGACAACACCGUGGUGGGCAUCACAGUGGGAGAGACGAGCAUCUCUGGUCUGCGGGACCCCGUGCACCUCACCUUUGCCCAUGGGCAGCUGCCCCACGGCAUCACCCCACAAUGUGUCUUCUGGGAUCCCAGCAAAGGUCUGAUCCUCACUGGGGCCUCUUUGGGGCUGGGUGUGGGUGCUGUGCCUGGCUCUUGGGGUCAUCACACUGUGCUUGUUUCAGGGCAGGCAGGAGGCUGGAGCAGCAGCGGAUGUGACACACAACCCUGGGACAAGGGGACACGCUGCUCCUGUGACCAUCUCACCUUCUUCACCCUCCUCCUGAACCCAGCUCUGGACAGGUCCACAGCACAAGCCCUGAUGGCUGUUGCCACUGCUGGUUGCGGGGUAGCCAUGGCUUUCUCCAUCUUCACCAUUGCCUUCUGCAUCUUCUUCAGGUGCAGGUACAGGUCCGAGGAGACCCUUCGCAUCAACCUGGGGCUGCAUGUAAACCUGGUGGGCAGCCUGCUCCUCCUCAACCUGGCCUUCCUGCUCAACAGCAGGCUCUCCACCGGAACCCUGCUGGGGCCCUGCAAGGUCCUGGGGGGGUUCACCCACUACUGCCUGCUCUGCUGCUUCACCUGGAUGGCGCUGGAGGGCUGUCACCUCUACCUUCUCUUUGUCAAGGUCCUCGGCACCUACAUCCGUAACUACCUGGUGAAGCUGUCCCUGGUGGGCUGGGGCUUCCCUGCUCUUGUGGUGGGGGUGGCAGGAGCCAUCGGCAGCUAUGGAGAAUACAGCAUCCAGACCACGGACCACCAGGUCAUAGCCCGCCUGUGCUGGAUCACUUCCAAGCAUCUUCUGGUUCACUACAUCACCAACUGCGGCUACUUUGGCCUCAUCUUCCUGUUCAACACAGCUGUUUUUGGGGUGGUGAUCCAGAAGAGCUGCAGUCUGCAGAGCACAGGGGUAGUACAGGGAGACCGCAAGGCCUGGAAGGUGGCCCUGGUGGCAAUGGGGCUCUUCUGCCUGCUGGGAGCCACCUGGGCCCUGGCAUUCCUCACCCAUGGCACCUCCUCUGUGGCCAUGCUCUACCUCUUCACCAUCCUCAACUCCCUCCAAGGUCAGGGCUGGCUUCGAGCUGGGCAUUCUGGGCUCGGGUGGGGAAGAUGGAGAAGCAGGGACCAGCCUGGUAGUGGCUUGACCAGGGUUCCCAAGGCACCAACAUCUUCCCAGCACUUCCCUUUGGCAGGGAAACACCAGGUCCCAGCCACCAGCAUGGAGCUGGUCAUGGCUCCCAACCACAUCCACCCCACUGAGGGUGGUUUUCCUCAAAGGAAGUCAUUUGUUGGCAGAGGAAGAGGGACAUUAUCCACCCAGGGCAUGACCCAGCCAAAUGGCUCACCAUGAAUCGUGGGGAGACCCUCCUGCUAGAGUAGGAGCAAGCUGGGGGAACACCCUGAAAGUGGCAGGGAAGAGCCAGCAGCAUUCCAGCAGGAUGCUUCCCACUAUACCCUGCUGCUCAGUGUCUGCCUUCCUCUCCCUGCAGGAAUCUUCAUAUUCAUCUGGCUGGUUGUUCUCUACUACCCAAAGGCAAAGGAGACCGUUGGCUCCUUCUCCCACAUCAUCAGACCUGACAAAGCCACCACAGCCUCCCAGGACUAGCUGCUGGCUGCAGCUCCCUCCCUGCCUGCACGUGCCCCUGCUGGGAGCGUGCCUCAGUUGCAAUAGGUGCAGCUUCCCGCAGAGGAUGAGGGCUCAGUUCACCAUGCCUCAGUUUACCCUUCAGUAGGCAGGAUCCACUUUAGCUGUAGAUGCACUUUGCUUCAGCCGGCCUGCGGUGGGCAAGGAGUUCUGGAGACAUCCCUUCUGCCAAAGUCCCUCCAUGCUGCAGCUGCACCAAGGUCUUGAACUGCCCCUGAUCUCCUUCUCCUCUUGUGGGG
Messenger RNA from Neopsephotus bourkii (Bourke's parrot), 3003 nucleotides. RefSeq names its product adhesion G protein-coupled receptor G3 (gene ADGRG3). Lineage: Eukaryota; Metazoa; Chordata; Aves; Psittaciformes; Psittacidae. The record is from RefSeq and is a predicted model, not a curated record. Bases 527 to 2470 code for a protein of 647 amino acids. The transcript is spliced from 11 exons. Gene Ontology annotation, molecular function: G protein-coupled receptor activity. Gene Ontology annotation, biological process: cell surface receptor signaling pathway; adenylate cyclase-activating G protein-coupled receptor signaling pathway. Gene Ontology annotation, cellular component: membrane.